AGUGAUGUAGGUUGAUCACUGUGAAGACUCUGAGGUCAGGGUGAAGAGGGAGGCAUGGCCUGGCCACAGUUUCUGCAGAGAGGGGCUCUCACCGGCUUCAGCCAUCACCACGCCGCUGUGUUCCUGCUCACUUUCUUCAGCUAUUCAUUGCUCCACGCGUCAAGAAAAACAUUUAGCAAUGUCAAAGUCAGUAUUUCCAAGCAAUGGACCCCAAGUGCUUUUAACACAUCCGUUGACCUGCCUGCAGAGAUCUGGAGCAGCAACCAUUUGUUCCCCAGCACAGAGGAAGCCACUCUUUUCCUUGGGACACUAGACACUGUUUUUUUGUUCUCCUAUGCUGUGGGUCUCUUCGUCAGUGGCAUCAUUGGGGACCGGCUGAGCUUGCGGUGGGUGCUGUCAUUUGGCAUGUGCUCUUCUGCGUCUGUGGUGUUUGUCUUUGGCACUCUUACGGAAUGGCUGCACUUCUACAACAAGUGGCUCUACUGUGGCCUGUGGAUCGUCAACGGCCUGCUGCAGUCCACUGGCUGGCCCUGCGUGGUCGCCGUGAUGGGCAACUGGUUUGGGAAAGCUGGCCGAGGAGUUGUCUUUGGUCUCUGGAGUGCCUGCGCUUCAGUGGGCAAUAUUUUGGGAGCGUGCCUGGCCUCAUCUGUUCUGCAGUAUGGUUAUGAGUAUGCCUUCCUGGUGACUGCGUCUGUGCAGUUUGCUGGUGGGAUCGUCAUCUUCUUUGGACUACUAGUGUCACCAGAAGAAAUUGGACUGCCGAGCAUUGAGGCAGAAGAGAACUCAGAAGAAGAUUCCCACAGGCCCCUCAUCAAUGGUGCUGAAAAUGAAGAUGAAUACGAGCCUAACUACUCAAUCCAAGAGGACACGGCUGUCACCCAAGCGAAGGCAAUCAGCUUUCAGCAGGCUUGCUGUCUUCCUGGAGUCAUACCGUACUCCCUGGCCUACGCCUGCCUGAAGCUGGUGAAUUACUCCUUCUUCUUCUGGUUGCCCUUUUAUCUGAGCAACAACUUCGGGUGGAAGGAAGCCGAAGCUGACAAGUUGUCCAUUUGGUACGACGUCGGAGGCAUUGUAGGUGGGACCCUGCAAGGCUUCAUCUCCGAUGUGCUGCAGAAGAGGGCACCCGUGCUGGCCCUCAGCCUGCUCCUGGCGAUCGGGUCUCUUGUCGGGUACAGUCGCUCUCCAGACAAUAAGUCCAUCAAUGCACUUCUGAUGACCAUUACAGGGUUUUUUAUUGGUGGACCAUCCAAUAUGAUUAGCUCGGCUAUUUCUGCAGACUUGGGUCGCCAGGAGCUGAUCCAGGGUAGCAGAGAGGCUCUGGCCACUGUUACUGGAAUCGUCGAUGGAACCGGGAGUAUUGGUGCUGCCGUCGGCCAGUAUCUGGUGUCUUUGAUCCAGGACAACCUAGGAUGGAUGUGGGUUUUCUACUUUUUCAUUCUCAUGACAAGUUGUACAAUUCUGUUUAUCUCACCAUUAAUAGUGAGAGAAAUGUUCUCUCUUGUGCAAAGGAGGCAAGCUCACGUACUGAGUGAGUGAGUGAAUGAAGGAGGCCCACGGGAGAGAACGGACUCAUGAGGGCCUGUUGGUCUUCAGUUCAGUCGUGUGGAGUCACCAGAGCACCAGGGGAACCUGACCUUGCCAGGCAUCAUUCCUACAACACUGCCAGCUGCCUCGGACACUGUUGAGUAAGCGCCGAGUUAUUUUUGUACACUACAGCAGUUACUGAUGAUUUUUUAAAUUAUAUUUGUGAAUGUUCCGAAAGGAAAAGGAACCUGCCAACCUUUGUUGAGCUUGUCGGCUUAUCCCUUUAACCUUACGUGUCAUUUUGUACAGUCCUGGACUGUUGUCCUUCAGCCUUAAUUAAGGGAACAAGAGGCAGAGUCAUGCAUGUUUGCAUUAACGAGAAGACCGCUGUGUGAUCCUCUGAAAGCAAGCUUGCAGAGCGUGGAUCACCGUGAAGGCGUCCGAGCAGCUCCUGCCAGAUGAAGCGAUGGGCCACUCUGCCUUCUGGAAGUCCUCGUCCUCUCUAGAACGUUGUCAGCCUGUUCUCUGAUUUUGCUCUCGUGAUCUUGAGCAUUCCCCUGUGGAGCUUCCAACCUCAGAUGUCUUGUCUGGAAGCGUUAAGACCCUCCAAGAAGCCUUGCUAUUUAGCCGUAUUCUUGGAAAAUUGGUCUCUGUCACAGCCGUGUUCCUGGAGUUACCUCAGAAGAAGACUAGAACUAGGCAAAGGCUCUUUGUUGCAGGGGUGUGAAGUGUAUGUAUUGAAUCAUGUUGGUGGAUUGUUAGGGCCUGAGGCCUGCCCUUUUUAGAAGAUGGUAGUGUGUAUCUUCAAGACGGAGUUCUGUAUGCAGCAACGCCUUUAAGGUCAUUCUGUGCAUACAUUUUAAAUUAUGUAAACAAAGUAGGAGGGAAAUGCGCAAUUUUGAGGGACACCUGAUUCACAUCGGGUCAGGAAAUGUCCCUCCGCCCUUGUUUUAUGUUCCAGAAUACGUGUUGACGAACUCGUUCUUCAGUCUUAUAGACCUCUGAUCACUUACUGUUGAGUCACUGACGUAAAGGGAAAACACAAAACAUAGGAAGCGAGGGGAAGAAA
This is a messenger RNA of Phodopus roborovskii (desert hamster), 2593 nucleotides long. RefSeq names its product solute carrier family 37 member 3 (gene Slc37a3). Gene Ontology annotation, molecular function: transmembrane transporter activity. Lineage: Eukaryota; Metazoa; Chordata; Mammalia; Rodentia; Cricetidae. The record is from RefSeq and is a predicted model, not a curated record. The transcript is spliced from 14 exons. The coding region runs from base 55 to 1536 and encodes 493 amino acids. Gene Ontology annotation, biological process: transmembrane transport. Gene Ontology annotation, cellular component: endoplasmic reticulum membrane.